CAUUCGAUAUUUGAAAGUGACUGAGACUCGCGCCGGGAUUGUCCGCGUUGAUAUCGAAGGCAUUCGUUGGACCACCCCAGGAAAGCCCGUAUACGUCUACUUUCCUACCCUGAAUCCAUUCCGACCGUGGGAAAACCAUCCUUUCUCUAUGAUAUCCACUUCAAUGCUCAACAAGCGCAUGAAUGCAGGACAGAUCGAAAACGAGAACCACGCGACAGAGAUGGGUUUCCUGGAUACUUCUGAUAUCCCCAGCAAGAAUUCGCUCACCAAGUCCGGGCUGACACUGUUUGUUCGCAAGUCAACUGGCACAACUGGGCUAUUGAAGCCUCAUGAUAAGUUCCUCGCGCUACUGGAAGGACCAUACCGAAAUAAUUCUAAUAGAGCCACGUUUCAAAGUGAUCGUCUCUUGCUCAUUGGAGGAGGUAUGGGUAUCACCGGACUGUUACCUUUUGCAAGUUGCCGUGAGAAUGCCAAGUUGUUUUACAGUGUCAAAGCCGAAGACAGCUGCUUAGCGGAAUCGCUGGAGCCUGCAUUGAGCGAGAUAGACGAGAAAGAUAUACGUGUCGGACAGAGACUCAACCUCGGAUUGCUGCUGCAAGAGGAAACUGAAGCCGGAUGGGCGAAGAUUACCGUCGUAGUGUGCGGCCCCGCAGGUAUGUGCGAUGAUACAAGGGCUAUCGUGAGUCGAAUUGGUAAGGAACUGGCUGGUAAAUGCUCGCUUGAGCUCGAAGUGGAUUCCUUCUCAUGGUGA
This is a messenger RNA of Periconia digitata, 751 nucleotides long. The record is from the annotation of a GenBank genome assembly. NCBI's taxonomy places the organism in Eukaryota, Fungi, Ascomycota, Dothideomycetes, Pleosporales, Periconiaceae.